This is a messenger RNA of Megalops cyprinoides (Indo-Pacific tarpon), 1392 nucleotides long. Its product is annotated as glucagon receptor-like. Gene Ontology annotation, biological process: adenylate cyclase-modulating G protein-coupled receptor signaling pathway; cell surface receptor signaling pathway. Lineage: Eukaryota; Metazoa; Chordata; Actinopteri; Elopiformes; Megalopidae. The record is from RefSeq and is a predicted model, not a curated record. The transcript is spliced from 13 exons. The coding region runs from base 1 to 1392 and encodes 463 amino acids. Gene Ontology annotation, cellular component: plasma membrane. Gene Ontology annotation, molecular function: glucagon receptor activity; peptide hormone binding.
AUGAGCCGCAGAGUCUCAGUGUGUGAGAGCAGUGGACACACUGACACCCCCGUGCUGUGUCCCCACAGAGGCUGGCCAGCAGAUGGAGACAUGAGGAACAUGAGGAGGGGCUGUGUUCGGCUGGUGUGGGACGUCCUGACGUGGCUGCUUCUACUGCAGUGUCCAGCUGUGUUUGGCAAAGUGCUAGAGGAGACCUACCGAAAGUGGAUGCAGUAUCAAGAGGACUGCACUAAGCUGAUUGAAAGUGAGCCUUAUCCUUCAGGAGUUUUCUGCAACAGGACCUUUGACAGGUAUGCUUGCUGGCCAGAUGGCUUGCCUGGGACUCUGGUCAAUGUGUCCUGCCCCUCCUACCUCCCCUGGUUUGAGAAAGUGCAUCAGGGCGUGGUGCGACGCAAGUGCGGUCCAGACGGUCAGUGGGUCCAGGAAGACAGCGGGCAGCCUUGGAGGGACAUGUCACAGUGCGAAGAAGAGCAGGAAGUAACAUCUCAGGAGCUGUGGUUCAAGCAAAUGAUGGUGAGCUUCAGAAUGCUCUACACGGUGGGGUACUCGCUGUCUCUCUUCACCUUGGUUUCCGCUCUGGUCAUUCUGUUGGGAAUCAGGAAACUGCACUGCACCCGGAACUACAUCCAUGCUAACCUCUUUGUGUCAUUCAUCCUGCGAGCACUGUCAGUCAUAGUGAAGGAUGCUCUGCUGGAACGCCACUGGGGCAGAGAGAUCAUGGGACAGGCCGACCUGGGAGAGAUGCUCAGCCACCAGGCUGCCAUUGGAUGCCGGAUUGCCCAGGUGGUGAUGCAGUAUUGUAUUCUGGCCAAUCACUACUGGUUCUUCGGAGAGGCCAUCUACCUGUACACAGUGCUCAUUGCCUCUGUGCUCUUAGAGAAUAACAAAUACACUGCCUAUAUUUGUCUCGGCUGGGGAACUCCUAUCAUAUUUGUUAUUCCAUGGACGCUUGCCAAACUACUUAAGGAAAACAAAGAGUGCUGGGCAGUCAAUGAGAACAUGAAUUACUGGUGGAUAAUCAGAUUUCCUAUUCUGUUUGCCUCACUGAUCAACUUGGUGAUCUUUGUGAGGAUCUUGAAGGUGAUCCUCUCCAAACUACGAGCCAACAGUCAGAACGGGUAUCCUGACUACAAACUCCGGCUGGCCAAAGCAACCCUGACCCUUAUCCCCCUCUUUGGGAUCCACGAGGUCGUCUUUAUCUUUGCCACCGAUGAACAGACCACUGGUGUCCUGCGCUACAUCAAGGUCUUCUUCACCCUCUUCCUCAGCUCCUUUCAGGGUUUCCUGGUCGCUGUACUGUACUGUUACUCCAAUAAAGAGGUGAAGACGGAGCUUCAGAAGAAACUGCGCAGCUGGAGGAUGGAGGUGGGCGUGGCCUGCUGCAGGCAGUGA